GCCAAAGCGCUCCUACAGGAGGCUGUCACAGCUGCCAUGGCUGAGCAGGGCCAAGGCCGGAAAGGCCGAGGCAAAGGCCAACGCAAAGGCACCCCUCAGAAUCUCUCCAGCGACCUGGUGGGCGAUGGCGCCGGUGGCCGCGCUGGUUUUCAAGAAGGAAUUUGCAAAUGGUACGCUGCAGGCUUCUGCAAGUUCCAUUCCGAGACGGGCUGCAAAAACGGGCUGCACGACGCCGAAGCGGCCUUGAAGGCGGAGGCAGAUUGGGUGGCCCAGGGGCCAGCCAGUUGCAACCCCGACGAGGUGAAACGGCCCAUCCUACUACUGCUCGAUUUGGAAGGCGGUGGUAAUAAG
Messenger RNA from Cladocopium goreaui, 351 nucleotides. NCBI's taxonomy places the organism in Eukaryota, Dinophyceae, Suessiales, Symbiodiniaceae. The record is from the annotation of a GenBank genome assembly.